Molecule: messenger RNA, 624 nt
Organism: Monoraphidium neglectum
Lineage: Eukaryota; Viridiplantae; Chlorophyta; Chlorophyceae; Sphaeropleales; Selenastraceae
Product: pyruvate dehydrogenase E2 component (dihydrolipoamide acetyltransferase)
Exons: 5
Coding region: 1-624 (207 amino acids)
Biological process (GO): pyruvate decarboxylation to acetyl-CoA
Cellular component (GO): pyruvate dehydrogenase complex
Molecular function (GO): dihydrolipoyllysine-residue acetyltransferase activity
Source: RefSeq, a predicted model, not a curated record
AUGAUCGAGUCCCUCAAGGUCCCCGAGUUCCGCGUGGCCACCUCCAUCGAGACCGACAAGCUGGACGCCCUCUACAAGCGCCUCAAGCCCGCUGGCGUGACCAUGACCGCGCUGCUGGCCAAGGCCGUGGGCAACGCCCUCGUGAAGCACCCCGUCCUGUUCGCCAGCUGCACCCCCGACGGCGCGGGCAUCACCUACAACGAGCACAUCAACGUGGCGCUGGCCGUGGCCAUGCCCGACGGCGGCCUGAUCACCCCCGUGCUGAAGGACGCUGACCGGACCGACCUCUACCAGCUGUCUCGCAACUGGGGGGACCUGGUGAAGCGCGCCAGGGGCAAGCAGCUGGCGCCCGACGAGUACAACAGCGGCACCUUCACCAUCUCCAACCUCGGCAUGUUUGGCGUGGACACCUUCGACGCCAUCCUGCCGCCGGGCACGGCCGCGAUCCUCGCGGUGGGCGGCAGCAAGCCGACGGUGGUGGCCACCGCGGACGGCCUCAUCGGCGUCCGCAAGGUCAUGCAGGUCAACCUGACCGCGGACCACCGCAUCGUCUACGGCGCCGACGCCGCCGAGUUCCUGCAGACCCUCAAGGCCGUCAUCGAGAGCCCCGAGCAGCUGCUCUGA